AUUUAAUUAAAUAAAUGUAUUUUUUUAUGAAACGUUACAAAAAUCCUUUUGAAGCAGCAAUUGAGGAGGAGGAGGAGGAGGAGGAGGAGCGAGAUGAAUCUCCUCCAGAAUCACCUGUUUCCGACAGUGGCAGAGGCGUAGAUGGCAGUGAAGAAGAUGUUGGCCAUCUCCGUCAGGUGAAGAAACUUAAAACCUCUGACAAUAUGGAAGUUGAUCUCACCCAAAUCCCAACUGUUGAAGCUAGUGAUCGUGAGAAGAAGGUAGCCAAGAUGCAUGCCGUUAUAUCGCAAUUCACAGAGGAUCAAAUGAGCAGAUAUGAAUGUUUCAGGAGAUCUACUCUUCAUAAAUCAAACAUGAAGAAGCUAUUAGAGAGUAUAACAGGGAUUAAGAAUAUGAACAACGACGACCCUAGGCUUUCGGUUAUUAGUGGUAUAGCAAAAAUGUUUGUUGGUGAGCUCGUGGAAACAGCUCGACUAAUUAUGGUAAAAAGGAACGAAGCAGGACACAUCAGGCCUUGCCAUAUCCGAGAGUCCUACCGCAGGCUCAAGCUCCAAGGGAAAGUGAUACAAAGGACAGUUCCCCGCCUUUUCCGCUAAGUCAGAGAGUGACUCUGAGAAAGACAAAUCACUAUAUCUUAAAAGCCAAACCCAUAACAUAAGAAUUGUUUUGUUUUCUGUUUUGCUUUAUAAAUGUGCUGGUACUAUUCGGAUAAAAAAAAGACAAAUAGACCGGUAAGGGAAUGAAAACAUAGUUCACAAAUCACAACCCAAGAAAACAGACAUAAAUAAAAGUCUUUGCGUUAAAGUCGUGAAUGAUUUAUGCACAUGUACCAAAACCUGACUAAGCCUCAAUUCACAUGCUCAAAAUCUCACUAUCAAGUUUUUUAGCUUUUUGUGUUUCUAUGUACCAAUCAUGUUUCUUUUCAUGAUUCAGAUUGACAGUUGUCUCCUAAAUACCAUUUACUGUAAUGAUCCCGAGCCAAAUGAAGUCAUAAAGAACAAGCCUGGUUCUCGUGGGAGGAGAAUCAUCACUU
Molecule: messenger RNA, 1033 nt
Organism: Brassica napus (rape)
Lineage: Eukaryota; Viridiplantae; Streptophyta; Magnoliopsida; Brassicales; Brassicaceae
Product: transcription initiation factor TFIID subunit 11-like
Exons: 1
Coding region: 15-596 (193 amino acids)
Biological process (GO): RNA polymerase II preinitiation complex assembly; transcription initiation at RNA polymerase II promoter
Cellular component (GO): transcription factor TFIID complex; nucleus
Molecular function (GO): protein heterodimerization activity; transcription coactivator activity
Source: RefSeq, a predicted model, not a curated record